Molecule: messenger RNA, 1205 nt
Organism: Fundulus heteroclitus (mummichog)
Lineage: Eukaryota; Metazoa; Chordata; Actinopteri; Cyprinodontiformes; Fundulidae
Product: troponin T, fast skeletal muscle isoforms
Exons: 16
Coding region: 205-1071 (288 amino acids)
Biological process (GO): muscle contraction; regulation of muscle contraction; sarcomere organization
Cellular component (GO): troponin complex
Molecular function (GO): troponin I binding; troponin C binding; tropomyosin binding
Source: RefSeq, a predicted model, not a curated record
CUUCCCCCAGGCUCUCCACCUUUUUCCACGCACAGCACACGCACUCCGUUCUCAUCCCCGCAGCCAAUAAGGGCCUGAUGAUCUCAAGUAUCACUAUAGCACCAGGACUUAUUCUCUGAGCGGAGCCCACAAAUUCUUACAGACCUUAUCUUCAUCGCUGAGGGAGCUGCUCUUCCUCCUGAGGGUUUGAAGUCUGCUGUCACCAUGUCUGACACCGAAGAAGUGUAUGAGGACGAGGAAGCCCAGGAGGAGGUAGAAGUAGAAGUAGCCCCUGAGGCGGAGGCCCAGGUAGAGGCAGAGCCAGAAGUAGAGCCUGAACCAGAGCCAGAACCAGAGCCAGAGCCUCAGGAGGUGCAGCAAGUGGUUCCUGAGGAGGAAGAGGCCUAUGAAGAGGAAGGGGAAGAUGGAGAUCAAGAUGAGGAGAAGCCAAAGUUCAAACCCAGUGCCCCAAAGAUCCCUGAUGGAGAGAAAGUGGACUUUGAUGACAUUCAGAAGAAACGGCAGAACAAGGAUCUGGUCGAGCUUCAGUCGCUGAUCGAUGCUCACUUUGAGUGCAGGAAGAAGGAGGAGGAGGAGCUCAUCGCUCUCAAAGAAAGAAUUGAAAAGCGCCGUGCAGAGCGAGCUGAGCAGCAAAGGAUUCGUGCAGAGAAAGAUAAAGAGCGACAGGCGCGGCGUGAGGCUGAGAGGAUAAGAAAAGAGGAGGCAGAUUUACAGAGGAGAGCUGACGAUGACGCCAAAAAGAAAAUCGCUCUCACCAACAUAGGAUCAGGGUUCAGCAGUCACCUGCAGAAGAUUGACGCAAAGAGAGGCAAGAAGCAGACUGAAAGAGAGAAGAAGAAGAAGGUUUUGGCGGAGAGAAUCAAACCGCUGAGCGUCGACAGCCUCACAGACGACCAGCUGAGGGAAAAGGCCAAAGAGCUGUGGGAUUGGCUGACUAACCUGGAGGCAAUUAAAUACGACCACUGCGAGAUGCUCAAGAGACAAAGAUAUGAGGUCAUCUCUCUCAGAAACCGCAUCGAUGAGCUGCAGAAACACAGCAAGAAGGGAGCCGCCUCACGCCGCAGGAAGUGAGCAGCGACGAGGAAAGCUCAGCCUCGGUCAUGACAGCAGCUCAGACUCUGAUGGCUACAACUGGAUGUCUUAGUUCCUGUAUCUGCUUAAGUGCAUAAAUGAAGCUUCAAUAAAGUGUUUGAAAGACGACUAUA